Messenger RNA from Cooperia oncophora, 276 nucleotides. NCBI's taxonomy places the organism in Eukaryota, Metazoa, Nematoda, Chromadorea, Rhabditida, Trichostrongylidae. The record is from the annotation of a GenBank genome assembly.
AUGAGCGUUAACUAUCCAGAAAAACCAACAGAUGCUCAAAAACAGACCGUUUCCGUAUUUAUGGACAGUCUAUCGAAGACAUACCCAUGUGAUUAUUGUGCGAGAGAUUUGCGGAGAAAUUUAAAGGAGGAGCCUCCAAAACUUGGUAGUCGCAGUGAAUUUGCGUUAUGGAUGUGUCAGCUGCACAACAAGGUAUUUAUAUUUCCAGUGUUAAAUUUUCUUUCCUUUUUGUCCUACCAGCGCAGCCACGUUGUGCGUGCACUCCUUAACAAUUGA